Molecule: messenger RNA, 3492 nt
Organism: Stegastes partitus (bicolor damselfish)
Lineage: Eukaryota; Metazoa; Chordata; Actinopteri; Pomacentridae
Product: storkhead-box protein 2-like
Exons: 3
Coding region: 420-3311 (963 amino acids)
Biological process (GO): regulation of transcription by RNA polymerase II
Cellular component (GO): nucleus; cytoplasm
Molecular function (GO): RNA polymerase II transcription regulatory region sequence-specific DNA binding
Source: RefSeq, a predicted model, not a curated record
GCCGCUGGCGGAAGGAGCGGCGGCUCGCGCAUCUGUUGCCUGGGUGAAUCCAUUAACGCGUUAGCAUCCAGCUAGCGGCUACGUUUACGGGUCCCUGGCGUAUUAACGGACUUUACGUCGACAGUCACGGAUGUCAUCUCUCGUUUCGAGUCGACGGGGCUCGGGAUGAAUACUGACUAAACACCGGGUCCGGUCACAGGGCGAUCUAUUCCGUCGGGAGCAGGAGAUGCACCUGAGAGGUGCGGGAACGGCUUCAUGUGGGGCUAACUAGGAGCUAGCAGGCUAGCUUCAUGGAGCCACGGCGGUAGAAUGCGGUUGCCGCGAGACGUAGCUGCGCUGCUAGCUAACAUGGACGCUUUGUUUCACAUGAAUACCAUGGUUCUGCUGCGUCCCACAGCCUGCUAGAGGCCGACGUGACAAUGGAGUCUUUCCUGCAGAUAGCGCCCCACUCCUUGGCCAUCGUCCUGUCCAGGGUCGGGGCUGGGGAGGCGCUGGGGGCGGCCCGGGUGUCCGAGAGCGACGAGCUGCCCAGACACCACACCGGCUACGAGAUUUUCGCCGAUUUCAAAGCAGAAAACACGCAGCAGCACGUUUGGAACCAGCGGAUUACCGAGGCCGUGUCCGAGACCUUCUUCCUGGGAUGGAUAGACGAGCAUGUGCUUCUCAUCCAGGGGAAGGAGGACCACCUGGAGGUGCUGAGGGAGGGAUGGAUGCGGAGGUCCCUCAAUCCGCCGCGGGGAUUCACCAUCAAGUACCUGGGGGAUGUUUCACCCAUCAGUAUGUCCCCCAUCAGCCAAUCACAGUUCAUCCCUUUGGGUGAGGUUUUGCUGUUGGCUAUCUCUGCUAUGAACUCCACCCAUAAACCUGUCACCCAGGAGGCCCUGACUGAACACCUGCAGACAUGUUUUCCAGGUGUUCCCACGCCAACAGAGGAGGUUCUGCACCACACGCUGAGCAUGCUGGUCCGUGAGCGGAAGAUCUACCCAACGCCCGAUGGAUAUUUUAUCGUAACCCCUCAGACCUAUUUCAUCACUCCAAGUCUAAUCCGAACUAGUUCUAAGUGGUACCACUUAGAUGAGCGAUCUGCUGAGCGACACCAACAUCAAAACCAACAGCAGCAUCAGCAGACACAGUGCACCUCCCCUCUCUCUGGCACCAUUACCCCAUCUACCUCUGGAGCGGUGCGUGAUCGAGCACACCCAAAGUCCAGCCAGAACCACAGUGGAGGAGUCGGGGAUUCUUUUUACAACAGCAGUUACCGUGGAGAAGACCCCCCCAGCCACCAUACCACCCUGCAGCGCAGAUCACCGAAAGACCACCGGGAGGUGUACUCGUCACCACACUCCCCACAAACACCUCCUCAGCAGGCAGGAGGCAACACCGAAAAGAGCCGCAGCACCCUUGGGUUCCCAUUCAAGACGGACACGCUAACCAAGCACCGAGGAGGUGGGGUCGGGGGGGCCGGAGGAACUGGAGACAUAGAGAAACAAGGAGGAGGAAGUGGUGCAGGAAGUCGAAAGUUUGGAUUAAAGUUGUUUCGUCUCAGUUUUAAGAAGGACAAGGCCAAGCAGCUUGCCACCUUCUCUGCACAGUUCCCCCCAGAGGAAUGGCCGCUCCGUGACGAGGAGGUGCCCAGCCAGCUGCCACGUCACGUAGAGAUGGAGAUCAUCCGCAGAAUCAACCCUGACCUUACUGUGGAGAACCUCGCGCGGCACACAGCGGUCAUGAAGCGUCUUGAAGAAGAACGUGCUCAGAGGAGCAAAGCCUCAUCAGCCAAUCAGAGCUCCAGGAGUAGAAGAAGUGGAGGUAGGCAUAGAAAGCAAUCUCAGACCAAACUCAGCCGCUCACAUAGCAAGACCAGGGCAUCCCGAGGUGAGCCGAGUGACAGUUCCCACCUAGAGCUGGCUGAAAGAGACUACAGAGGCUACUCGUCCUCACUGGCUCGGUCACCGAGAGAGCAAGCCCUGGCGAUGGAGCGGCAACGGGCCCGCCUUCACCUGGCACACAGCAACCCCAACAUCCUUGAUUCCUCCCACCUGCCCGUCACACCAGAAUGGGAUGUAUCCGGAGAGCUUGCCAAGCGUCGCACAGAAAUGCCUUUCCCCGAGCCGAGCCAUGGCCCAUCAGCCCACCACUCAAAAGUCCACCGCUCACACUCCCACACCCAGGAGAGGAAAUCUCGGAACGAACGCAGCGACAAGGCCAAGGAACGUUCCAGAUCUAUGGACAACUCUAAAGGACCGCUUGGAGCUGGACUGAUUGGACCACCUGAUUACUAUGAUGACCGAAGCCGUUACUAUACUGACGACGGCACCCUGCGAGCUAAUCAGAGCUCCUCUCACUACUCUCGUGCCACCCCCCCCUCCACUAAGGUGCCUGGGGAUGCUCUUGGGUUGGACGGUGGCAGGAACUUAGAGAACAGUAAGAGCAGGGACAGCCUACCAGUGUACUCACCCAAACCACUGGCUGCCUCAAUCCCUCCUGAUGAUUACUUUCAGUGCUCUGGUUCCUCUGAGGCAAUUCUCACAGGAGCAAACCCGUUGGGAACUCUAGGCAAAAACAGCCACGAUGGAUUAAAACCAGGCAGCACUGACAGGCAAACGACUGACAGGCAAAUAGAUAGACAAACAUCCCAUCCACCAGAAAGUAAGGAGGACUUGCCAAAGGUGGGACCUAAGGGUGGUAGCCUGCCUCCAAUACCUCUUUCUGUCCCUGAGCCCCCCCUUUCUAAUGGACGACCUCCCCACAGUGCCUCCUCUGGUCAGGAGAAACGGAAGGAGAUCUUUAGUAAAGAUACACUGUUUAAACCUCCUCCUAGCCUUCCUUUGCCCGGCUAUAGUUCUUUGAGGAAACCCACAGCCCUUGCCUCCUCUACUUUGUCUUCAUCCUGUGACGCUCUGGAUUGCCAGGAGGCCUUUGAUGCUCCCAAGCCCCUAGUGGCAACAUCAUCUGCUCCCCCACAGGGAGUUGAAUCCACAUCCAGCGCUGCAGAAGCCUCCUUUGACUACUACAAUGUCUCGGAUGAUGACGAACUGGAGGAGGGGGGAGGUAAAAACAGAGGAGAGGACGAGAAGCCUGGAGGCAGUGUUUCUGGGAUGGGAGGAGGUGGAGCAGGGACCAUGCAGUGGCUGUUGGAGAGGGAGAAGGAAAGGGAUCUGCAGAGGAGGUUUGAAAGAACCCUCACCUUCCCUGGUGCUAAAGAGAACCUUUCCGAGCCCAGUCAGAACCAGCAAUCGGCACACUCUGCUAGACUGGACAGCAUGGACUCCAGCUCUGUCACUGUCGACAGUGGAUUCAACUCACCACGGUGAGGAAUACAGUAUGCGCUCUGCAUACGUACUCACACUGUUCUGCAGUGAUUGUGAAUAACUACAUCUCAAAAUAACCAAAGUCCAAAAUCACUUUUUCAUUCAGUAUUUGAGAAACAGUGAAUAGUAAGGGCUCUAUUUCAGUCACUGUGGCUUUGCAUUUAUCAAAUGCAGUGUAUCAGGA